Messenger RNA from Sus scrofa (pig), 1304 nucleotides. RefSeq names its product stratifin (gene SFN). The record is from RefSeq and is marked provisional. Lineage: Eukaryota; Metazoa; Chordata; Mammalia; Artiodactyla; Suidae.
UUAGCUCUCCACCUGCCCAUCUGUCUGUCCCCAGAGCCAUGGAGAGAGCCAGUGUGAUCCAGAAGGCCAAGUUGGCCGAGCAGGCUGAACGCUAUGAGGACAUGGCAGCCUUCAUGAAGAGCGCCGUGGAAAAGGGUGAGGAGCUGUCUUGCGAAGAGCGCAACCUGCUCUCAGUGGCCUACAAGAAUGUGGUGGGUGGUCAGCGGGCUGCGUGGAGGGUCCUGUCCAGUAUUGAGCAGAAGAGCAAUGAGGAAGGCUCGGAAGAGAAGGGCCCUGAGGUGCGAGAAUAUCGGGAGAAGGUGGAGAAGGAGCUCCGGGGUGUGUGUGACACGGUGCUUGGCUUGCUGAACACCCAUCUCAUCAAGGAGGCCGGUGACGCGGAGAGUCGGGUCUUCUACCUGAAAAUGAAGGGUGACUACUACCGUUACCUGGCCGAGGUGGCCACGGGGGACGACAAGAAGCGCAUCAUCGACUCAGCCCGCUCCGCCUACCAGGAGGCCAUGGACAUCAGCAAGAAAGAGAUGCCACCCACCAACCCCAUCCGCCUGGGCCUGGCCCUGAACUUUUCUGUCUUCCACUAUGAGAUCGCCAACAGCCCAGAGGAGGCCAUCUCCCUGGCCAAGACCACCUUCGACGAGGCCAUGGCUGACCUGCACACUCUCAGCGAGGACUCCUACAAAGACAGCACCCUCAUCAUGCAGCUGCUGCGGGACAACCUGACGCUGUGGACCGCCGACAACGCCGGGGAAGAGGGGGGCGAGGCGCCUGAGGAGCCCCAGAGCUGAGCCGCACCCGCCGCCCUCCCUGCCCUGCCCUGCCUGCUCCAGUCCCCCACUCUUGGCAGAGAGGACUUGUAUGGGGUGGGAAGCCCAACCCUUCUCCCCAGAUGCCCUGCCCCAGCUCAAAAAGGCUCCACGGAGAGGAACCAGCAGAGCUGAGGCCACCUGGAGCCGGAGGAUUCCAAGCUUCCUGCAGCUGUCAGGUGCUCCGACCACUGGUCGUCCCACCCUGACCCGCUCUCUGCACCCCGCCCAGACCCCUCCCCUGAGCCCAGCCACUUCCUCCUGAUUCCCCGCUCCUGCCCCCCUGCCUCUGGAUCUUAGGAAUUGAGGAGUGUCCCACCCUUGUGGCUGAGAGCUGAACUGUGUGGCAGAGACUGUAGAUGAGAGAGAGCGAGAGCGAGAGAGCGCGCGCGAGCGCUAGAGUGUGUGUGCGCGCCUGCGCAGCCAACAAGACCGAGGAUGAGAGGGAAAUCAUGUCUGCUGGGUGUGACCAUGUUUCCUCUCAAUAAAGUUCCCCUGUGA